UCUGCGAAAUAAAAAAAGCAUAUUCUUUCUCUGUCCUCCCUCCUCUUAUGUCUGCAUCCAUCGCUCGUCCUUUUCGUCUCCCCUCCUCCUCUGUUCCAGCGUAACUAAUUGGUUAAUGCUUUCAGAUUCUUUUGCCCCUUCUCUCUACUUCCCCUUCACUAACUCUUUUAUUCCAAAUUCCACCCAAAAAUCGAUACAAAAGUAAAGCAGAACCCACCAAUUAAUUCCCCUCAACCCCUCCAAUUUCCAUUAUUUUGAUCGGAAAAAAUGGAUCUGUGGUCAGUUCAUAUCAAAUACAAUAACCCAUCUCCCAUUUUUGCUCGAAGUUCAUUUCCAGAGAAACCCAGUUCGUUUAAUUUUGUUAAGAAUUCGCCAUUUUCAGUUGAAGAUGGUGGGCGUGUUUUUGAGUUUAGAAUUUCAAAGCGCAAGUAUUCUCUCUCUCAUAACAGUUCCUUCAUUGUUAAAUCUAUGGGGAAGAAGGAUUCUGAUAAUUUUUCAUCUUCUUCAGGGAAUGGUGAUCAUCCAAAAUCCGGGGGCAAUGGUCCCAAAGGAAAUAAUUCUAAUGGGAAGAAAUCGAACAACAACGCCAGUCAAAAGCCUCAUCACAUUACUUCAGACUGGAGAGAGUUUAGGGCAACACUCUUUGCUCGUGAGCAGGCAGAAUCUGUUGAUGAGUCCGGCAGUCAUGGCCAUGAUGGGUCACAUUCACAUAUAGAAUCAAAACCACUUGGUAUGAAGUGGGCCCAUCCUAUUUCAGUACCAGAGGCAGGGUCCAUUCUUGUUGCCACAGAAAAGUUAGACGGUGUUGGUACUUUUGAGAGAAGUGUGGUUCUCCUCCUCAGAUCUGGGACUCGACACCCUCAAGAAGGUCCCUUUGGAGUGGUAAUAAACCGCCCACUUCAUAAAAAAAUCAAGCACAUGAAGCCCAAUAAUGUAGAACUAGCAACCACCUUUGCUGACUGUUCGUUGCACUUUGGUGGGCCUCUCGAAGCAAGCAUGUUUCUGUUAAAAACAGGGGAAAAACCCAAGAUCCCUGGAUUUGAAGAGGUGAUCCCUGGCCUGUGUUUUGGUGCUAGAAAUAGUUUGGACGAAGCAAUGGGAUUGGUGAAAAAAGGGUUGCUUAAGCCCAAUGAUUUCCAAUUCUUUGUUGGAUAUGCUGGUUGGCAACUUGAUCAAUUACGAGAAGAAAUUGAUUCAAAUUAUUGGCAUGUGGCUGCAUGCAGCACUAACUUAUUAUUCGGUAGUUCACCUGUUUCGUCAGAAGGUUUGUGGGAAGAGAUAUUACAACUAAUGGGGGGUCAGUACUCGGAGCUCAGUCGAAAGCCUAAGCAAGAUCUGUAAUUCUACCUUCUUCUUCACGGCAACAGCGAGAUGCAGGAACUUAUAUAAUCAAUAAUAAUAAGCUUGUGGUGGAAUUUAAAUUGGUAAGAUAUAUUUGUAUGUUACGUUAAAGUGUUAAACUGAAUGUGUACAUAGAAUUGAAGAAGACUUGAGUAGUUAGCCCUUUGUUCAUUUACUUGUAUUGUAUGUAGUAAUACUGCCUUUUUAAUUUUACUGUCAACUGCAGAAUGAUGAAAGACCUUUUUAUAAAGAGAAACGUAGUCCACGCCAUCCAGAUUCCUGCUAUCA
Spinacia oleracea (spinach) is the source of this 1629-nucleotide messenger RNA. RefSeq lists its product as uncharacterized. The record is from RefSeq and is a predicted model, not a curated record. Bases 268 to 1341 code for a protein of 357 amino acids. The transcript is spliced from 3 exons. NCBI's taxonomy places the organism in Eukaryota, Viridiplantae, Streptophyta, Magnoliopsida, Caryophyllales, Amaranthaceae.